Molecule: messenger RNA, 774 nt
Organism: Neocloeon triangulifer
Lineage: Eukaryota; Metazoa; Arthropoda; Insecta; Ephemeroptera; Baetidae
Exons: 2
Coding region: 1-774 (257 amino acids)
Molecular function (GO): nucleic acid binding
Source: RefSeq, a predicted model, not a curated record
AUGGACCUGGACUCAGAGCCAAGAAGUUUGAGGAUUUUUACAAAUGGCCAAGCAGAGAAAGCGGUCCAGACAAUCAAGAACUUCCUGAAGAAAGUCCCUGAGCCAGAAUGGGAAGAUAGACUGGAUAGUUUCCUGCUCGGUCACAACUCCACGCCCAGUGAGAAGUAUGGAGUGUCCCCUGCUGAGUUCAAUCUGGGCCGAAAACCUCUCACUCUCCUGGACAAACUCCGUCCUGAUGCUGCUGCCCUGAAACGAGAGUCCAACAGAGAUAGAAAGAUGAUCGAGGCUUUGCAGGCAAAACCUCUCAAACCACUCCAGCAGGAGCAACCAGUUGUAAUUAGGAGCUACAGAAACCCAAAACAGAAAUGGGAGCCUGGCAUUGUCCGUCAAGAGUUAGGGCCAAGACGAGUUUUGGUUGACACGCCCAUGGGCUUGGCUGAAAGACAUACUGAUCAGGUGAAAAGGAUUGUCAACAACAACCCUCCUGGCUCACUUGUUCUAAACCCAGGACCAGAUCCACCUGAUGAGAUCCCAGAGGACCAGCCACCAGCAGAGGAACCUCCUGUGGUGCUUGAACCAGAACCACCGCAGCCCUUGCCUCCGGAGUCACCUCUGAAGCCGCCUCCGAGCCCUUUGAGGUCGCCUCUGAGGCCCCUGCCAGUCUUGAAGGCAAAGUCUCCAGAUCCACCAGUGUCGGUGACACCAAGUCGUCCAAGACGAGAACAAAAAUUGCCAGCUUAUCUGAAGGACUUUGUCAUGACCAAGAAGAAGUGA